CUCCAGCCUUCUUCCAUAUAACUUAUACACACAUAUAUACUUGUAUAUAUCUGUUGGCACACUCCCGCUCCUCGCUCACCACUCAGCACCACCCACCCACCUACCUUGCCCUUCAUGUCCCAGCAGGGACCACCACCUACCUGGUCCCCCAUAUCCCACUCCAGACCAGCACCCACCUUGCUCCCCAUGCCCCACUACAGACCACCGACCAUAUUCUCCCUCUUCCCCGAUGCUCUCGCUAUCAUCCUCCAACACUACAGCUUCACCAACGAGGCCUUGGCCACCCUCGCUCUUAUCAACCGCGAGUGCCGUCAAGUCGUAUGGCCCUUCUUGUGGGUCGAUCCUCAGCUCAACAACAGCUCCGUGUACACACCUCUCCAAUCCAUCCAAUCCAUCCUUGACUCAAUGAAGAAAGGCGCACUCCAGCCUGAGACUAUGCAGAUGAUCAACUUCCUCGACAUGUCUCAAGUUGAAGAAACUCUCUACAGCACCCUUCCCGACGACUGGCUUCUCGUUCUCCUCAACAAUGCACCUAAGCUUCACACGCUCUGUCUCUCUGGCAAAAAGACUUCAUCGCCCUUUGUCAAGAACCAGGCCUUCCGAAAACUCGCCAAUGCCUCCCUAGUACAUGAGAGUAUGGAGAACCUGGACCUGAGCGAAUGCACCGAUAUCAGGGAGCCGACUCUCAAAUCCAUCGCCGCCUUCUUUCCAAAUCUCGUCUCUCUCAACUUGUCGCGCACUUCGGGCGUGACCGAUACAGCAGUGGCCCUGAUUGUCGAUAGGUGUCAGUACCUCAAAACUAUCGAUCUCUCGUACUGUCGACAGCUCACAGAUCUCGGUCUGCUCUCGGUUGCAAAAUUCUGUCGACGCAACCUACGUGUCCUGCACCUCACCGGCAACCUCAAGAUGACUAACGCGUCUCUACUAGCUGUGGCAAAGCACUGUCCACAGAUCCAGAAGUUGUUCCUGGCAGAAUGUAGUCAGAUCACUGACGCAGCACUCGAGUGGAUCGCACGAUCGAGCUCGAGCGCAUCUCUUAAGGAGCUGGAGCUGCACCGGUGCGACAAGGUCAUGUUUGGAUUACCUUUACUCGAACUCUUGGCUAACAAGUGCAACGUCCUCGAACGGAUCACUCUCACCUACAAGCAGAUCAAUUCGAAACGGGACGAUCUCAAGCUGGUCAUGGAGGCCUUUCGCGAUUUCCAUCAGCUCCAGACCAUUGGUAUUUAUGAGGUCCCUGAACAUAGUCCAGCGCUCUUCUUUUGGGAUCUAGCAUUCCAGGCGAGCCGUGGGAAUCUCAAGACCAUCAAUCUCUACCGAGGCUCGUUUGCAUCGGAUUAUAUUCUGGGAACCUAUGCCGUUGUAUUCGAGCAUGACCAAAAUAUCUCGGAUCAAACGGUCCACAAGUUCAACGAGUCUCGGUACGGUGUCCGCAAGGCAAAAGUCAACCUCUUCAUGGACGACAUCUAUUGAUGUAGAGUUGGCGGUCGUAAUGUAUUGUAUUAUUCAAUAAACCAAUUCUUUUCACUUGGAA
Molecule: messenger RNA, 1534 nt
Organism: Gamsiella multidivaricata
Lineage: Eukaryota; Fungi; Mortierellomycota; Mortierellomycetes; Mortierellales; Mortierellaceae
Exons: 2
Coding region: 115-1473 (452 amino acids)
Biological process (GO): SCF-dependent proteasomal ubiquitin-dependent protein catabolic process
Cellular component (GO): SCF ubiquitin ligase complex
Source: RefSeq, a predicted model, not a curated record